GGUGCGCAGUCUGUGAAAAAUACGCUUUCGGUCGCGUAGCCUACUACUUUUCCUUUCACGAUUACGAUCGCGAAUGUCAAACAGGUCCCGUGCAAUUUUGACAGUCGUCGCUUGAAAAAAACACAAACCAAAAUAAAGAAAAACCCUCCCAGUCCGCUUCGUGUGCGUGUAAGUGCGUUGAGCGUACGUGCAUUUCCAUUGCAAAGCGUGCGCCAGUGUGCGUGUUUAGUGUGUGUGUGUGUGUCUUCGUUUAUAUGAGCGCAGUGUUUUGUUGUUGUUGCUCUGUGUGUUGUGUGCUAGGUGGUGAAAAAUGUUUUUGCACAGUUUUUCUUUUGUUUAAAACGCGCUCUCUCUCCCCUUCGUCGAAGGUUGUGUUGUGUAAUGUAAAAAUUGUAAACCCCCAUUACAACCCACAAGGCGCGGGUGCACACGAUGCUUUGGCGUUCCGACCACCUUCUCUCGUUUCCAUCUCAGCUACGCACGGAUCAGCUGCAAUCAAUAGAGAAGCCCACCAAACAGUUCGUGUCCAGGAAUGUCAAUAAAAUCGUACCGCCAUCGUCAUUACGGGAAAGGCGCUACUACCUUUAGUCGUUUCAGUGAAAACUGAUCUUUAAUUACAGAAGCGGGAGGAUAAAGCGAUACAGGUGUGAUAAUAUUCCUUCAUCUGUGUUUUUUCUCUAAUUGCGUUACAGCACGUGAGUGAGUGAGUGAGUGAAUGUAGGAAGGAAAUAUAGUGCAGUGGAGUGAUUGGUCUCCGGCGCUGUGUAUGACCACAUAAUUCUACAUGUAAGCCUAAUGCGCGAUUGUGAAGCUGCAGUAUAAGUGCAACAUUCUACAGCAAGUGAUCAGUAUCCUACCGAUGCGGUAGUAGCUCAAGCGCAGUGAAUCGCCAGUAGAAAAAGGAAUCCUCCGAUCGAGGACGAGAGUGUGCGAGCGAGCGAGUGGCUGGCUGGUGGCAGCAGUUUCCGGACGGCACUGGUACUACUCCCCAACACUAUACCGUAUCGUCGUGAAUGACACUAAUAGGGCCCGGCGCCCCAGGAAUGGCAUUUAUGAUGAAGAAGAAAAAGUACAAGUUCUCGGUGGAACUCCACCUGGAGGAGCUGGUGGAGGUACCGUUCCUGAAUGCGGUGCUGUUUGCGAAGAUCCGUCUGCUGGACGGCGGCUCCUUCCAGGAGCACAGCAAUAGGGAGGAAGUGAAAAACCACACCGUGAAGUGGGGCCAGAAGUUCGAGUUUCCCUGCAAAAUGACGUCGAAUGCGUCGACCGGCGUGCUAGACCCCUGCACCGUACGGAUAUCGGUGCGCAAAGAGAUCAAGGGUGGCAGGAGUUACCAGAAACUAGGCUUUACGGAUCUAAAUCUGGCAGAGUUUGCCGGUUCCGGUGUAACGUCGCGCAAGUAUUUGCUCGAGGGAUAUGACGCACGACACCGGCAGGACAACUCCAUGUUGAACGUGUCGUUACGUAUGCACAUGAUUCAGGGUGAUAUAUUGUUUAAAGUUCCUUCUCCCAGUCCGAAAUCGAAGACUGCCCUACCACAGGACAACCUAGCACUCGGACUACAGCCCACCGAUCCGGCGAUGGCGACGGUCGGUCCCGUCGUUACACCCGUCGUAACGCGCGUUACUACCAAAGACGAUCCAUCGGCCGCAUCCGUCGCGUCCGGGUUCGAUUCGCUGCAGAAGAAGAAGCCCCCUACGCAGGGUCUUCCGACGACGAUAGAGCACCAACAGUCGUUCGAUCUGGACCCGCAGUCGUUUAUCAUUACCGAUUCCGGUAUCUCCGAAUCUUCCGAACCGCCAUCGUCCCUGCUGGACUUCCAGUCGAAUCUUUCCCUCGUAGCAUCGCUACCGAUCAGCGUCGGUGCACCGCAGGCUGGCAAUGUGCCCGGCAGUCAGAUAGUCCCGACCGUUGGUACCGUACCCGGUGCGAUCGAAUUAGGUCAUUCGCGCAACUCGAGCAAUACUAGUCAAAUGUCCAAAGGCUCCGGUUACAGCAGCUUCUCCCACAGUCAACACUCGAGGCAAAGCUCCGAGGGAGAUUCGGGUCACCAGAGGUUCCGUCCGGCGACGGCAGCGGUUUACCAUGGCAAACCGGGCACGGUGCUGACGGUGGUGCCGGCCACCAGCUCCACAACCACCACGACUAGUAGUAGUACCGCACAGUCUUUAGUUAACGGUGGCGCUAGCCGAUUCGUUACGAUCGCUAAUAAGAAACUUCUCACCAGCGGUAUCAGCAACAGCAGCAGCAGCUGUAGCAGCAGCAACAACACCACCAGCAAUGGAAGGCCCAAGAUCAACCCAACGAAGCAGCAGAUGAUGACUGCGAACCGGUUGCUCAUGAAGCUGCGCAUACCGCAGAGCCCGAACUCCGACUCGGGCGAUGAUGUGUUUGUCACGCCGGACGUGACGGUACUGUCGGAGGAUGAGGGCGGUGGUAGCGACGAUCGUACGGAGUCGGGCGUGGAGGAGUUCGGUACGCCCACAUCCGAGAUCCCGCUAGCCAAGCUGAUCAAGAUCAAGAGCAUGAACAAUUUGGCCGUCCCGAAGGGUACGCUGUUCUCGGACGAAGAGAUGGACCAACCGGACGGGUUCCUGCAAACGGACGUUGCGGAUGAGCACCAUCUUACGCCCGGCAUGAACCUGAGCCGUAUGAAAUCGCUCGGCAACCUUUCCGCGUACGAGCGCGAGUUCGGCCACACGCCGGUAGAUUUGCUACAGUCGAAGCGGGAUUUCGAAACGCGAAGGUUCAGCUUUGCAAAAAUGCGCUCCCUGACCGAUCUAACGGCCGGUGAUGAGUCGGACGAUGUGCUGGUGCGUCGCCGACGUCAGCUUGAGGCGGAAGAAAAGAGUUCCUCGGACGAGUCCAAACCACCGUCCUCCUGUCAGCUAUCGCCGCCCGGCAUUGGCAGUGGGAUCGAGCUGGCCAAUCGUUUCCUGCCCUUCCAGAUGCGCAGCUCGUUUCACAGUGGUGUGUACCGGAAGCGAUCCGGGAUAGGCUAUACGCGCUACAUCGGUAUCGAUGAUGAUCCGGCGACGUCAACCGCCACCAAUGAUGGGCCAACGCUCGGCAGUACUAAUCUAACGAAGAUAAACUCUCUCAGCACGAUUCCGACAGUGCUUCCGGGCGAACGGGUCAAUCAUGUGCCGUUCCUAACGCCCAACAUCGGACGGAAAAGGUUUGCUUCCGCUUCGACGUACGGCACCACGAACAACAGUGCCACCAGUAGCCCGGACGAGAAUGAUCCCGAUCCGAUUAGGUUAGCCAAACCGAAGAUAAGUUCCUCGCCCACCAGUAACGUAGCGAAGGUCAUUGCACGGAGCUCCGUCCGUGGGAAUAAUCCAUUCGAGCGUAACUUCCGCAAGAGUGCCCCGAUCGGUGGGAUCGUUGUUGGACAGGCAGAACCCGCGCCGGGAAAUCGCGGCAGUGGUCUUCUAAAAACUUCCAAUUCGUCCGGCUCCGUGCAGCAGGUGGGCGGAUUUUUCCGUCAGUCCGACAGCAACUUCUACAACAUCGUGCGCAACUACCCGAUCGGCAAGUCUUCCUCCGCCAAUCUGGAGUCGCUCAAGCAUCGCUCUUCCUACAACAACUUCCCGCUGAGUUUGAAACCUCAGCAACAACCACAGCAACAGCAGCCUCAGCAACAACAACCAACUCAUCCGAAGCAAUCGAAAGGCGGUGUACUGUCGAAGGGAGCGGGUGAUCCGAAGGGCAUUGUACCGUUGGUCGGUGCGAAACCAGUGGCUGUGAAUCACCAACCAACGACGGCUACAACAACGGGCAACCGCGUCUACCAUAGAUUCCGCUCAGUAGUGCGGGUAGUACUUAAGUUUAUCAUAAAGGGACAAUCAAACCAAUCGACUAACGAUUGCCAUAAGUCCGUCACCAGCUCCACCAGCAUCAGCAAUGUUACCAAUGCCAGUGGUGGUGGUAGUACCAACGUUACUACCGCAGCUACCACUGUUACUUCUUCUUGUACUACUACCACUACUACUACUACUACUACCGCUACCACUACUACUACUACUUGUUGUUCAAAUUCUACUUCCACCACUACCACCAUCUCUUCUACCAGUGCGACGGUGUUAAAGAACAUUUGUGGUUUGCACCGGCGCUUGCUGGAUGGCAGUACCCGUCAACUAACCUCACUAACGCUAGCGACACCGUCGACUUCCGGCGCGGGCACAUCCUCGUCCGGCUCGAGCGCCAUCAGUCCCUCGUCGACCGGUACGUCGGUCGGUACUGGGGCCGCGUGCUGUGCACUUCCUGCGUGCACCGGACCCGCUGGCAGCACUACUGCCCCCAGUGCCGACUGCACGGACACCGUGAUGGCUGGCCCGAGCGUGGUUCUACCGCCCGGUGGAAGUGGGUCCACUGAUCGUACGAUAGCGGGCGUAUCUAGUGCGGGUGGACCAACCGGUACCGGGGCGGCACUGUGCGUUGCUUCAUCGUCAUCCACAUCCGGGUUCGAUACGUCGAUGCUCAACAAUGGCACUAACAACUCAUCAUCCCUCAAUCUACCAUCAUCGCUUGCGCUCAGACGUCCCAGUGCUAACAUAAACCCCAGUUCUGGUUCCAUCCCGAUGAGCGAAACCGGAUCACUCGAUCGCAUGAAGUCGGCGGCAGAGCGAAGGAAAAAGGGUUCCGGGCACGAUGGGGACAGCGGACCGACGCUGUCCGGGCGCGUUGAAGAUACCCGCGUCAACACCGGUUUGAUCAUUGACGAGCUGUUGAAAAACACCAAACUGGACCACUUAGAAGAUGCCGAAAAUCCCACCGGGCUAGCACUGUACAUCGGUAGCGAUGGAACGACGAUGGUUGGCAGCCACGAGGGCCGAUCGCGCAUGCCGGCCGGAGCAUUUAAGCAAGUUGUCAUGGAAACGCCAAGAUAGUAGCAACAGUAGCAACAAUUGCUCACGCGGUUACAACGCUUACCAUCGAUCGAACCUAUCUCAGUGUGCAGUGAUCGAUGGUACCAGGCCGUGGUGGGGCACACAUACACAUACACCAUCCGUACCGUGUGUCCUGUUCGUCAUUCAAAUUGUGUAUUUGCCAUACCUACGUUUUGUCGCUAAGAGUCCGCACGGUGCUGCGCCGAAAACAGCGACCAAAAAGUGUGAUUAUAGGUGCAUGAGCACGGACCGCCGGUGUUUUGUUGUACAGCAGAAGUAUUUGUGACUGUUUUGAUUUGUACUGCACGUGUGCGAAAGAACGAAUUGUGUGUGCGAGAGAGAGAGAGAGAGAGAGAGAGAGAGAGAGAGAGAGAGAGAGAGAGAGAGAGAGAGAAAGCGAGCGUGUAAAUCGUGCGUGAGUCGGGUUUUUCUUCCUUCAUUUGAUAUUGGUGUCCUUUAUCGGUAAUCCACCGGCAACCAUAUAUCCCAGCAGCAGCAGAGAACCACUAGAUAUCCGUUCCACAACCGAAACGAAUCGAAGAUACGCUCACAUUGGCCAUGUGCUUCCACCAGUAAGCAAAUUUUGCGUGGGGUGUGAAAAUGUGAAUUUGAAAUUCCGUAGCCCCAAAAUUCGACGUGUAUCAUUCGGGUUGGAGAAGAAGUUGAUUAGGCUAGCUCACCUAAGAAAUUGUCUUUCUACAAACGCAUAUAGUGGUACAGGGAAAUGAAUGUGGCUUUUGUUUGUAGUUUUUUUUUUAAAUAUUUUUAUUCAUUUUACUCCCCUUCACUACGCCCAAAACAGCCUGGAAAAACAGAAAUACAGAGAAGAGAAACACAAAAGCAAAUACCAUUAAGCCAUUACGUUGUGAUAAACUUUAACGGGUUACAGAUUUUUUUUUAUUUCCACUUCUUCUAUUCUUACUAUCCCGGCGUUUAGCGUGUAACCGCUGUCUAUUAUUAGUACUACUUCUAAUUUGGGUGGUAUUUUUAAAUGAAAUUAUAGUUAGGUGUGUUUUCCCCUAUCAGAACAAAACAAUUUUCUAAUAUGGUGCAGUUAAAUUAGAGCCCUUAGAUUAGUGCACCGAAGCGAAAGUGUUUUUUUUUUGUUGUUGUUGCGGGGGAAAAAUUUAGAAUCAGUUUUUUCUUAACGUUGAAAAACAUAACAAAUUAAAUAAUUUCUCGAGCAGAAAUGAAGCAGCAAUAAUGAACGGGGGAUGAAACAAAAGAAAUACAUUAGCGAGAAGAAACACAACCAUGAGUCUGCUUUAAUUAGCAAAGAGUAUGAAAUAAUAUAACAAAAAAAGAAAACAAUAACACAAACGAAUCCCUCCCCCUUCAACUGUCCGCCCUCUGGAUGAAUCCAAGGUGGAAAGUGAUACGUAAGACAAGCAACUAGUGUGUGCGAUGAUGUGUGUGGAAACAAACACACAGAGAAGAUUGUGUGCUUGCGAGUGUUUGUACGUGUGAGGAAAUAUUCAGCAGGACAGAUAAAUGGAGGAAAUUGUAUAUGCAUGUGUGUGUGUGUGUAUGGGUGUGUGUGAAUGUUUAUAGUGGAGGUAUUAUUAUGUAUGAUUAUUACGUUAAAUGUUAAUUUUAUUUCUUUUAUCAUUACAAUUCGUUCCAGUUAACGUAAAAUUGUGAAGAAAGCAAAUGUAAUUUGUUUUUGUUUUGAUUUUAAAUUUAUUAUUUGUUUUUGUAUGUUUUUGUACAUUACCAUUCAUGUAUCCCCUAGCGCGGUAUUCAAUCGUUUGACCUGAUCUUAAAACAGCACUUGAAAAUAUAAUUUACAGUGUAGGGUUGGUUUUAUAUUACUAUUUGCAAACACUGUUUUUUGUUCCUGUGCAGCACUACAUACCCUUUUCUGUUAAACAUGGAAUCGAUGUGGAUAGCCGAUCAGCUAAUGUUGGCCAUUUCGUUAGAUCAGCGUUAGCAAAACAAACGUUAGUUUGAGUUAUUAUUCCUCUAAUUAUGCAGUGUAAAUAAUGAACUAAUAGACCUAGGUAUCACACAAUCAGCAGCGCUUAGAGAGUAACAAACCCUGCAACACUGUGUUCGCGAUUCAUUCAACUCUAAUUGAUAGAAAACACUGGGAAUGGAACAUGAACCUCUGGAAAAGGAAGCAAACAAACAAGCAAUGUAAAAUUGUGUACAGAGAUGCAUCAAACAAAAACACAAAACAAUGAACAGUGCCGCUGCGAAUACUGUGUGCAUGCUAGGCAGAUAAAUCAUAUUGAAAGGAUCGUCAGGCAGUAUAAUUCAUACCCAAUAAAACGAACAAUUUCACGCAAACAAAACAUAACCUAGUACUAGUUUAAAUACUGCAAUCAAUAGGAAAAGAAUAGUACACAUUUAAUAUCAAAUCCGGAAAAAAGUAUCGUACAUUUUUGGUAGCAAAAAUUUGUUCCCCUGUUUUGUAUGGAAACCGUAUAACCUUUGAUCGUACGCGUUUGUAGGUAGCACAGUACCGUAGUGUAACAUCUAUUCCAUCGUGUUAAAUGUAGUGCGGCUAAAAGAAAGCAUUUAGAACACUUCGUUGUUUGUGCGUCUUUCUGUUGGCUCCAUUGCACAGGCCGUGUUUUUAUCGUAGUGUGACAACAGAUUCCUAACAAACAGUGUGCGCAAAGUCAUAAGCUCGAUCAUCUGAUUUUAUUCGCGACGCUAAGACGGUGUUUGAAAACAAUGCUGGAGAACGAUGUGUUAAUAGUAGCGUACGGAUAUGUAUUCGGUUUAGGAUAAUGCUCUGCCGCCACACACGGUAAUGUUCAAGGCGGUGUGUGCAUAUACACGGGUGCGGAAGAAGUAAAAACAAAAUAUACAAACCAACAA
Molecule: messenger RNA, 7718 nt
Organism: Anopheles moucheti
Lineage: Eukaryota; Metazoa; Arthropoda; Insecta; Diptera; Culicidae
Product: nuclear pore complex protein DDB_G0274915
Exons: 12
Coding region: 1014-4892 (1292 amino acids)
Source: RefSeq, a predicted model, not a curated record